AUGGUCGCACGGCUCCAGAGCUCCGUGCCAUCGCAAGCUAUUACCCAAUUAAUCUGCAAUUUUGCUUUGCCAAACCACCCAGAGAAACAAGCUAUCGACUUACUACACAACAUGGGUCGAAAAAGCAAGCAGAUAAAGCCUGACAAGACUCGGCCAAACCACGACAUCGGUGUGUUGCUAAGACAGGCACAAAUGGCCGUCGGGCCCAAAAUGGCCGACUACCCUGAGGCCUACUCCGAUCUGUCAGAUGAACUGUCGCUGGACGACGAUGAACCUGUACUACCGGCUGGACCGGCUCCCGCCGCAAUUAAGGGCGGCCCAGAGCCAGACCCAGUGACAACAGCAGUGCUUAAAAGUCUACUAGCUGAACUGCAACACAACAUACAGGCUGAUGUGGCAACCCUACGCGCUGAUCUCCGGGGCCUGACUAACCGAAUCGGACAGGUGGAAGUCACAGCAGGGGAACAAGCCCAACAAAUUGCCAACAUGCAACAAACAAUUCUGGGACUCCAGAAACAAAACGAGAUACACAACGCUAAAUUUGCAAUGAUGGAAGACAUGCGCCGAAAAAAUAAUAUGAAAAUCAGGGGUGUCCUAGAAACCAUUUCAACGGACGAACUACCCCACAUGUUAAGACGCCUCACAAUGGCGCUACUCCCCCCGCGACAGGCCAAAGCCAUAACUAUGGAGGACUGUUUCCGGAUACCGAAGGCACCGAAAGCCCCCACCGAAGCACCGAGAGACAUAAUAGUUAAUUUCCGCACUGGCAGAGACAAAGCGACACUUCUCAAGGCCAUCAAAGACCAAGACCCCUACAACUUCGAGGGUAUGCAACUUACCUUUUACCCAGAUCUCUCGGGGGGCACCUUGGCAUGGCGGAGGUCCUUCAAACAGUUUACCGCUCUCCUCCGACAGAAAGGGAUACCGUACCAAUGGCGUCUAUCACGCACUCUCCUGAUCCUCCAAGGCGAGACCCGGCACGCAGUCAGCGACGUCAUGGAAGCAAAGGCUUUACUGCCCACCCUGGGACUCCCGAUGGACUCAAUGCCCCCAAACGGCCUUCAGAGAACCGAUUCCAAGAAUCACCGCUGGGACCUGGCGAAAGGACAAUGUGAGUUUGACGAAGUCGCCAUUUACUUUUCGGAGGAUGAAUGGUGCUGUUUAACAGAAGACAAUAAACAGCUUUACAUGGACGUGAUGAUGGAGAAUUACCUGACCCUCAGAUUUCUAGGUUGUAUCAGUGUGACACCUCCAAUUGUAUCGGCUAUCGAGCAACGAAUACAACCACAUGUGAGUUAUGUCCAACAAUUCAAGAAGGAAUGGAUUACAAAUACUGACACAGAGGAUGUACCCCUAAGUACUACACAUAAUGGAUUUCCUAUCACUGUUAUUUUACCAGAUUGGGUGAACGAUGAUAGCCUAGACAUCCAUGGAAAAGGGUACAUUGUUCUAAACAAACCACUAAAGAAUCCAGGCAAAUCAGUUAGAAAUACCCAACAGGAAUCUGCCUUGUGUGAAGAAGGAAAUCUUCCAGAAAACGUUAUAUGGACCCCCACAGAACAUGCACAGACUGGAGAAAUUAGAUUUAAUAAUGAAGACAACGUUAUAAAGAAUAACAAACGGAUUGAAACUGAAGCCAUAUCAGUAAUUAAGUGCAGUGAACAUGCCAAUAAAUCAAAUAAUAAACUAAACACCCAAACUACAAAGGAAUUGUACAAGUGCUCGAAAUGUAAGGAACGUUUUAACUUUAAGUCUGAUCUUUUUGAACAUCACCAGAAGGUCCACCAAAAGGAGAAACGGUACUCGUGUGCUGAAUGUGGGAAAUGUUUUGCCUUUGCUACACUUUUACGUAGACAUCAAAGGAUUCACACAGGAGAAAAACCAUUUUCAUGUUCUCAAUGUGGGAAAUCUUUUAACCGUUCUUCAAAUCUAAUUAGACAUCAGAGUCUUCACACAGAAGAGAAGCCAUAUUCAUGUUCUGAAUGUAGGAAAGGUUUUACCCGUUCUUCAGAUCUUUAUAGACAUCAGAGGACUCACACUGGUCAACCAUUUUCAUGUUCUGAGUGCGGGAAAUGUUUUACUCUUAAGUCAAACCUUAAUGAGCAUCAGAAAAUCCAUACAGCCGACAAGCUAUUCUGUGAAAAAUGUGGGAAAUGUUUUAUGCGUCCUUCUGACUUUACUGUGCAUCAGAAGACUCAUACAGGAGAAAAAACAUUUUUAUGUUCUGAAUGUGGGAAAUGUUUUGCCUUUGCCACGCUUUUACGUAGACAUCAGAGGAUUCACACAGGAGAGAAACCAUUUUCAUGUUCUGAGUGUGGGAAAUCUUUUAACCGUUCCUCACACCUUGUUAGACAUCAGAGACUUCACACGGGAGAGAAGCCGUAUUCAUGUUUGCAAUGUGGGAAACGGUUUAUCAGUUCCUCAGAUCUUUAUAGACAUCAGAAAAUUCACAUAGGUGAACCAUUUUCAUGUUCUGAAUGUGGCAAAUGCUUUUCACGUUCUUCACACCUUGUUAGGCAUAAGAAGACUCACAUAGGGGAUAAAACAUCUUCUUUGGACUCUCCUCCUGCUGUUCCCCACAGAAAGCAUUUAACAUACCUGAGCAUAUAUGGACACCCAACUCUAUCAGCUCAACGCUCUGCUGCUCCCUGUUUACGUUGGUGUGCCUCAUGCUGCAGGAUUCAACGCCAUGUUAUAUCCAAUACUUUAUGGAUCAUAAACCGGGAGAAAAUGGAGCUGAUGGAGAAGAUGACGAGUCCCACGUCUAAGAUGGACCGCCAGUUCAGUGGGCAGGGACAAUAUGCGUUUGACGAAGUCGCCAUUUACUUCUCGGAGGACGAAUGGGUCUGUUUAACAGAAGACGAUAAAGAGCUUUACGUGGGCGUGAUGAUGGACAAUUAUCAGAACCUCUGGUCUCUAGGUUGGAUUGAUAGGACACCUCCGGUUAUAUCCGCUAUCGAACAAAGAGAAGAGCCGUAUGUGAGUUAUCGCCGACAGUUCAAGAAGGAAUGGCCUAUAAAUACUGGCACAGAGAAUGGAUCCUUAGGAACUACACAAGAUGGAUUUUUAAACUCUGUUAUUUUACCAGAUUCAAUGAACAACGAUGGCAUAGACAUUCAGGAAAAGUGUUACUUUGUUCUAAACAAACCAUUUAAAAAUCUUUGCAAAUCUGAGGAGAAUGUUCUACAAGAAUCUGCUUUGUGUGACGAAGAAAAUCUCACAGACAACGUUACAUGGACACUCAUGGAACAUGCACAUGCUGGGGUAGUGAGGUCCAAUUAUGAAAACUGUGUAACGAAGAGUAACGCACAGAUUAAUACUGGUGUUUCAGUUUUUAAGUGCAGUGAACACGAUACUAAUAAGCAAAUUACCAAAGCUGCAAGGAAAUUGUACAAGUGCUCUAAGUGCAAGGAAUGUUUUAAGCUUAGGUCAUCUCUUUUUGAACAUCAUCAGAAAGUCCACAGAAAGGAAAAACCAUUCUCGUGUGCUGAAUGUGGAAAAAGUUUUGUAUUUGCCACUCGUUUACGUAAACAUGAGAAGGUUCACAGUAGAAAGAAGCCAUUUUCCUGUACGGAAUGUGGGAAAUCGUUUACACGUUACUCGCACCUUGUCUUGCAUGAAAGGAUUCACACUGGAGAUAAACCGUUCUCAUGUCCUGAAUGCCAGAAGUGUUUCGCUUCUAAGUAUAGUCUUAACUCACAUAAAAAACUCCACAUGAGUGAAAAACCAUACACCUGUUUAGAAUGUGGAAAAUCUUUUCUUCAUUCUUCACAAUUUAUUAGUCACUGCAAUACUCACACAGGUGAGAGGCCAUUUUGUUGCUCUGAAUGUGGGAAGUGUUUUACCAGUUCCACAUAUCUUUCAAAGCAUCAGAAGACUCACUCAGUCGAGAAACCUUUUUCUUGUUCUAAAUGUGGUAAAGCAUUUACUUGUUACUCAUAUCUUGUAAACCACGAGAAGGUGCACACAGGAGAGAAAGCAUUUUCUUGCACAGAAUGUGGUAAAUGUUUUACAAGGAAAGCAUACCUUGACACACAUGAACUGUCUCACACAGGAGUGAAACCAUUCCCGUGUUCUGAGUGCGAGAAAUGUUUUUCUCACGAGUCAAGUCUUCGUGUGCAUCAGAGAAUUCAUACAGGAGAGAAACUAUUGUCAUGUACAGAGUGUGGGAAAUGUUUCACACGCAGCUCAGAUUUUGUAAAACACCAGUGGUCUCACAAUGGACAAAGUCCAUUUUGUUGCUCUGAAUGUGGGAAAAGUUUUAAGUAUUCUUCUCAUCUCAUUGAACAUCAGAUGAUUCACACAGGAGAGAAGCCGUUUUUAUGUACUGAAUGUGGAAGGUGUUUUACUCGUUCCAGCCACCUUGCAAGGCAUCGAAAAGUGCACACAGGAGAGAAGCCAUUUUCUUGUGCUGAAUGUGGGAAGCGUUUUGCUUGUAAAGGUAAUCUUACUGUACACCAGGUGACCCACAAAGAAAGGAAGCGAUACUUCUGCCCUCAGUGCGGAGAAGGUUUUAUGAGAGAAUCUCAUCUUGUGGAACAUCAGCAGACUCACGUGGUUUAAACCUGUUCUGGUGCUCUAAGUGGGUUAAUUAAAGUCUUGCAGAGAAAACAAUUGGGUUUCAUUUUAAAUAAGUCACAGUGCCUUUUAUCACUUAUGGUGGCUUUGCCCUAACAUUGACACUUGCUGGUCUCACAUGGCCAACUUACCCUCCACGUUUUUCAGAAACCUGUUUAUCUUGGCCCUUCGGUGUUUCUCAUUUCUUUGCCUUAAUAUGGCUUAACAAAAAAACAAAACAAAAAACACCUUACAAAUUGAAGGUAGCUGAUAUAAGUCUCUCUACGACUCAUCUGAGUGACUAAAGCAUAGAUCAAUACUAUUACUUUGUGGAAAAUUGUCAGCCUAUGUCUUCACCGAAACCGAUCAAUCUGUCCAAAAUCUUUGAUGGAUUGAUUCAUUAUGGUGAAGAUUAACCGGCAUUUAAUUUGUUUGUAUUAGCUGAAACAGAUUUGCAGACAAGUCUAAAGUCCACCAUGUGGGGGAAGCAUUCGGUAAAUGAUGUGAACCAUCGAAAUUGUAUGUUAAUGACUGAGGGAUGGUAGUGUGCUUUAAGGACGUUAGCAAGCUCUCCCUUCUUAUAUUUUUCUUCCUGAAAUAGGAUAGUUUUUGUUUUUUUGUCAUAAUUAUGAAAACUGACACACAGUGAUUCUACAUUCUUGCUUUUUUUUUUAUAUACACUGUCUAUUAUAAAGAAUAAAAGAAAAUACAUAAAAUUUGCAUUGCAUUAAUGGGAAUCUUGCAAGUAUGGGUGAAACUAUCGGAGUUGCAAGAAUGCAAACUAAUUUACAACUUGGAAAUCAAUCUCACACAUUUCACGGUUUAGCAAGCAAACAAUAUUCUUUUUAAGGGACCAGCAAAACCAUAACUCCUUAAAAAUGAAAAGAGUUAAGCGCAUUAGGAGAAACAAAUGUUAGAGUAGGGGCUGCAGUUAACAGAUAGGGAGACCUAAUAACCUAUUAUACAAUAAAAGAUAAUUAACUGCACAUCCUAAAAAUGAUACAAAUUUUUGUAAUUAAAAA
Messenger RNA from Pelobates fuscus (common spadefoot toad), 5579 nucleotides. Its product is annotated as zinc finger protein 850-like. Gene Ontology annotation, biological process: regulation of DNA-templated transcription. The record is from RefSeq and is a predicted model, not a curated record. Bases 1 to 4563 code for a protein of 1520 amino acids. NCBI's taxonomy places the organism in Eukaryota, Metazoa, Chordata, Amphibia, Anura, Pelobatidae. The transcript has 9 exons.